This is a messenger RNA of Raphanus sativus (radish), 1371 nucleotides long. Its product is annotated as NAC domain-containing protein 59. Gene Ontology annotation, molecular function: DNA binding. The transcript is spliced from 3 exons. Bases 223 to 1203 code for a protein of 326 amino acids. Gene Ontology annotation, biological process: regulation of DNA-templated transcription. The record is from RefSeq and is a predicted model, not a curated record. Lineage: Eukaryota; Viridiplantae; Streptophyta; Magnoliopsida; Brassicales; Brassicaceae.
AUAAAUAGUGACCAAUUAUUGGUGGAUAAAAACUAUAUUAGUUUUCUUGUUCUUUCGUCUGAUACAAACUACAGAGCUUGGCUGCUCAAACCAAACCAACUUCUCUUCUCUCUUAUAAACGUUUCUUCCUCCUCUUUCACAUCAGGAACUCUUUCUGUAUCUUCUUGUUUCAUCUUCAACACGAAUAAAGAAUAGCUUCACCUUUGAUAAUCUCUGAAGAAAAUGGAUUGCGAGGUAUCAAGAACCAGGGAGAUAGUAGAAGAUUCAGAGCUGAUUGAUUUACCACCGGGUUUUAGAUUUCACCCAACAGAUGAAGAGCUCAUAAGCUACUAUCUGAAACCAAAGGUUCUAAACUCCUUAUUCUCCGCUGUAGCCAUUGGUGAAGUUGAUCUCAACAAGGUCGAGCCAUGGGACUUGCCAUGGAAGGCUAAGAUUGGUGAAAAAGAGUGGUACUUCUUCUGCGUAAGGGAUCGGAAAUAUCCCACCGGUUUAAGGACAAACCGGGCUACUAAGGCCGGUUACUGGAAAGCUACAGGCAAAGACAAAGAGAUCUUCAGAGAAAAAUCUCUUGUUGGUAUGAAGAAAACUUUGGUUUUCUACAAAGGAAGAGCUCCUAAAGGAGUGAAAACCAACUGGGUCAUGCACGAAUAUCGAUUAGAAGGCGAAUAUGCAAUUGAUAAUCUCCCUAAAACCGCUAAGAACGAAUGGGUUAUUAGUAGAGUUUUUCAGAAACAGGGAGAUGGUAAGAAGAUGCAUAUCUCCAGUUUAAGGAUGCUCGGCUCAGGGAUUAACCAAUUCAAACCGGUUGGUUUACCUCCACUGAUGGAUUCUUCUACAUACCUCAAGAGCAGAGGAGACACUUUCGCCGGGUCGUUGUCUCACGUGACCUGUUUCUCCGACCAAACAACCGAGGACAAGAGUCACUUCUCCGAGUCGAAAGAUGAAUGUAACUUUACCAUGAUUGGUUCUUCAUCGACUCACUUGAUACCGAACAUUGGUUCUAUGUUUCACCAUAAUCCUGUGUUUAUGCAAGAUAAUUCUUCGAUAUUGAAGAUGUUGCUUGACAGUGAAGAAACACAGUUUAAGAAGAAUCUUCAGGAUUUGGGUACAUCAGAUAACGAAUUGAUAGCCAGUUCUUGGAACGGUCACGAUAUUUCUGGUUCAACCGCUCCAGUUGAGGUCGCUUGCUUUUGGAAUUUCUGAAUUUGGAAAGUGGAACAUAUAGAAAAUUGGGGUAUCUAUCUUAUUAAAGUUGAAGUACAAUUUCGGUGUGUUUGGAAACAUGAAUUGCAGUUUAAAAAGGAAGUUUGAUUGGAAACAUGGAUAACAAUAUUAAAUGAGAAUUGUUUGGAAACAUGGAUAGCAGUAUAU